AUGCUGCAGAUCGGAGAUGAGGUGGUGUAUUUCUCUGCGGUGUUUCUGCUGGUGGUGUUGGGGACGCGGAGCGCCACCGGAGCCUCUCUAAUCACCGCAUUCCUCUAUGUUUUCAUGGUGAUGUUCCGUUUUCCUCCGGUGCCAGCGGACCAGGCCGGCCGCGUCCUCCGGCCCAGCGCUCCAUCGGGCGGCGUCCCGGUGGUGGCGCACCGCGGAGGCAGCCACGACGCUCCGGAGAACACCUUGGCGGCGAUCAGAGAGGCCAGUAGAAACGGAGCAACUGGAGUGGAGCUGGACCUGAGUGUCACAGCCGAUGGAGUGCCCAUACUGAUGCAUGAUGAGACUGUGGACCGCACCACCAACGGGUCUGGACCAGUUAACAAUCUGCAGUUGAUCCAACUUAAGAAACUGGAUGCUGCUGCUCGUCACAGGCUGAAGGACAAGUUCAGUGGAGAGACGGUCCCAACUCUGCAGGAGGCAGUGGAGGAAUGCAUCAGACACCAGCUGACCAUCUUCUUUGAUGUCAAAGGUCAACCUGAUAAGGCUGCAUCAGUGCUCCAUGAGAUGUAUACGAUGUUCCCUGUCCUUUAUAAUUCCAGUGUUGUUUCUUCCUUUGAACCCAAAGUAAUCUACAAGAUGCGUCAGACUGACCCCAAAGUGGUCACGGCUCUCAUCCACCGCCCAUGGAGACUGAGCCGCUUUCGCGAUGGCACUUCACGGUCCAUGUCGACAUCGGGUCAGGUGUGGAUGGGGAUUCUGGACGUCUUGUUGGACUGGGCCCACCAUCACAUACUGUGGAAACUCUGUGGUGUCUCUGCCAUCCUCGUACAGAAAGACUUCAUCUCAAUGGACUACGUUCAGUACUGGGCAGAGCGAGGUGUGGAGGUGGUUGGCUGGAUUGUUAACACUGCUGUGGAAAAGGACUUCUACCAAAACCAGCUGAAGAUUGGUUACAUCACUGACAGUCUGCUGGAAGACUGUGAUCCACAUUACUGAAGGAUCUCGCAGACACACACACACACAGACAGGGUUGAUACAAAUCUCUAGUGUUUUUUUUAUGACGUUUUUAUUUUACAAAUUAGUUGUAAACUCCUUAAUUUGACGUAGUACUACAUAAUCACAUAAUUAAUACAUUUCUCAGUUUAUUGUUCUUUCAAAGUAAAAUACUGAAAUAUAUGUUAAAAAAAAUAGAUCAUAUGUAGUUGAAGUUAAUUAUAAGGUGGAGGGAUGCUAGAUAUUUGGUGCUAAAUAACUUUGUAGGGGCAAUCGAACAAUCAAAGCAUUAUAGAAAUACAUAGUAUUUACUGUAGAGGUAAGAACACAUUAUUACCCGUAUCUGGCAUACAGGUAAUUUCCCUUUAAAUCUACAGAUAAAUUAAACCAUGAAGACCCAGCUGUAUACUUCCUUGUCUUUACCCUACUACCAGCAGCAAUACCUCUAACUCUCCUGGACCAGGGAUUAGCAUUAGGUUACAUUAAAGGUAUUUUCUACCUUCUGUGCUGAUCUUUUAGAGACUGUAAAGAAACAUCAGUGUAAAUAGACCUAUUUUGUAACAUAACAAUGCCUGCUAUCAUAAGAUUGAUUUACUAAUAGACUGUAGAUCUCUUGUUAAUAUUAUGUCAUGAUGAUACUUGAUUGUUUAGUAACUUGCCUUCUAUCAUUACUCAUUAAGUGCCACAACUGAAAAAAUACACAAGAGUUUGAAUUGAAAUAACAUCUGAUUGUAUAUUCCAAAGGAGGGAAAGUAAAAUCACCGCUAUAUCCCUUGUGAGUGUAUGUUUAAUGAGUCUACAUAACUCCAAAAUAUAUACCUCUUUAAUCCUAUCAUAAUGAAUCAUCAGAAAAAAAAACCUCUUUUUUGUGAUCAUGGCUCUUACCUGAAUUUUAAAAACAAAAUAUAAUAAAUACAAUUAAUAAUGACAAAACCGAAAGAAAUGUAGGUCUUGAGUCCAAAUGACUAUCCACCGAAAAAAAAAGGUUUGCCUAGAUACUAUUUUUUCAUUUAACUUUCCAGUCAUGUUUUCUGUUAAUUUUACAUUUCCUCACAUAAUUGUCUAAUGCUGCUUUAAAUAAGUCUCUGCAGAGCUUUAAGGGAGGGAGAAAUGCUUACUCUUAAUUUAAUUUAAUUGUUUUGCCUAAAAACAGUCACAUUUAAAGAUAUUGUCAGUAAAUAAUAUUUAAGGAUAUUGGUCAUUUGUCUCUAACAAUUUAUUUCUCAAAGAUAAUAUCUAUACAUUUAUCUUUUCUUUUACCUGUAGUGUUAAGAAUGUACUGUAUUCUAGUAAGAGAUAAAUCAUUAUGAGUAUACUCUAUAUUAUG
This is a messenger RNA of Anoplopoma fimbria (sablefish), 2320 nucleotides long. Its product is annotated as glycerophosphodiester phosphodiesterase 1-like. The transcript has 6 exons. Gene Ontology annotation, biological process: lipid metabolic process. NCBI's taxonomy places the organism in Eukaryota, Metazoa, Chordata, Actinopteri, Perciformes, Anoplopomatidae. The coding region runs from base 1 to 996 and encodes 331 amino acids. The record is from RefSeq and is a predicted model, not a curated record. Gene Ontology annotation, molecular function: phosphoric diester hydrolase activity.